Molecule: messenger RNA, 2768 nt
Organism: Oreochromis niloticus (Nile tilapia)
Lineage: Eukaryota; Metazoa; Chordata; Actinopteri; Cichliformes; Cichlidae
Gene: ttll2
Product: tubulin tyrosine ligase-like family, member 2
Exons: 5
Coding region: 758-2668 (636 amino acids)
Biological process (GO): protein polyglutamylation; microtubule cytoskeleton organization
Cellular component (GO): ciliary basal body
Molecular function (GO): tubulin binding; tubulin-glutamic acid ligase activity
Source: RefSeq, a predicted model, not a curated record
AAGCGACACAAUAUUCACAUGUAUGUGUGUUCCAAUAAAUUUUGUUGCCACCAUGGUUGUCUUCUUAUGAACAACAGAAACACUACAGUAGCAUCAUGCCACAUGCUAGAAUUACAAGAUGACAUUUGUAAAAGCAGAAGGGGCAAGCAAAAAAAGUUUAGAGAUAUUCAGGCUCAAUACUGACAUUUGAAAAGCUGCAUAUGAUGAUCAGUCAUGACUCCAUAUCGAGUGAUGGAGGUAUUGUGGGGAAGUUUGUCCAGUCUGAAAAGGAGACUGUAAUAUGAACGUAGACAUCCAGUGCUGUAUUCUAAAGGUCUUUCAUAUACCCACAACGGUCAACAGUGGCAGGCUGAGAGUCUAGUUUGGUCUGUAGGAGGAGCUAAGAGAACAGGAAGCCUGUCGGCAUUAAGCUGUGGGUAACGUGAGCAGAGAGGAAAGACUUUUGCAUCCUACCUUUCAAUUAUCUGUCAGGUAAACAACGACUUUUAAAGUCAACUCAGUUCAAAGAAGACCAGAAGUCGUCUUCUUUGUCCAGAUGACCAUUUACAAAGGCCAGGCAGGCUUUUGUGUGCCUUAUCUGGAGAAGUAGCGUCCUCCUUGGUCUGCAUCCGUGGAAUCCAACAGUGUCGGGGUCCGUUGGAGUGUCUGCCUUGAGACAUUGUCACCAGCAGAGCACAGAUUCACCAGGAUGGCCUUGGUGGUGAUUCAUUUUCACCUCUCUCACUAUCCUCCUCGCCAACACAGUGGGUGAUGCUGCAUGGCUGCAUCCUUGGUGUUCAGACUGCACGACAGAGGCCCCGAGCUGGUGAGGGAGGUGCUUCUGGAGCGAGGGUGGGAGGAGUAUAAUGAAGGAGAGCGUGAGGAGGAAGACUGGAACCUUUACUGGCGAGGCUCUUCAUUUCAGACCUCGCAAUAUCACAACCUGCUGCCGUGGCAACGCCUCAACCACCAUCCUAAAACUGUUGGCAUCACACGCAAGGAUUGCUUGGCACGCAACCUGAGGAGAAUGAAAGCAACAUUUGGUUCAGCUCUCUAUGACUUCAGUCCCACCACUUUCAUCCUCCCCAAUGACUACACCUGCUUCCUGGCUGAGUACAACAGACUGCGUCUGGCCAGAGGAACAUCGGUCUACUGGAUAGUUAAGCCUGUGGAUCUCUCCAGAGGCCGAGGGAUCUUCAUCUUCGAGGAUAUUAAGGACUUGGUUUAUGAUUGCUCUGUUGUCAUUCAGAGGUACAUUAGCAGCUCUCUGCUGAUCUCCGGCUACAAGUUUGACUUGAGGAUUUACGUGUGUGUGAAGAGCUUUCAUCCACUGACUGUGUACAUUCAUCAAGAAGGCCUGGUGCGUUUUGCCACUGAGAAGUUCAACCUGUCAUCUCUGCAUAACUUGUAUGCUCACCUCACUAACACCAGCAUCAACAAGUUCGGUCCCUUCUACAAAACCGAAAAAGGAAGAGUGGGCCGGGGAUGUAAGUGGACCAUGAGCAAAUUCAGACAUUUUCUCCACAGUCAACAGAUCAACGAGCUGCUUCUGUGGCAGAGGAUCAACAACAUCGUCACUCUGACCCUCCUCGCCAUUGCUACAUCAGUGCCCUCCUGUCCUAACUGUGUGGAGUUGUUUGGAUUUGACAUCCUCAUAGAUGCCAAGUUUAAGCCCUGGCUGCUGGAGGUCAACUACAGCCCUGCACUCACGCUGGACUGCCAAGCUGAUAUUUCAGUGAAGAAAAAGCUAGUCAGUGAUGUCAUUGAUAUGAUGAACUACACAUUGACCGACAGCUUAAGAGACGGAGCUUAUCGGAAACAUAGGUACAAGCAACCUUGUUUUAAGGCGAUCCACCCGUCUGCACCUGUGCUCUCAACGUUAAACCAUCAGAAGAAAAAGAGAGGUAACAAGGGCUCGCACACUCAAAUUCUCCCUCUGCUGAAAACAUCUCAUCAGUCUGAAAAGACAAAACGGGGUAAGCUUAAACAGCGUGACCUUGAAGCCAACUACCAAAGAUGCCUUCCCCCUGUUGAAUUAUCGAAGAUACGUGAAGCUAGAUGCAGAAUAAUUAACACCAGUGCUAUCAAACUCCACACCAACCAGACCCCAAACCCGAUACUGGGCCAGGAUUCAAGGACAAAUGAGUCAGCGUUGAACAGACAGUCUCGUCAGCCUCUUGUAUCGUACCUCAUGAACAACGGGUCUCUUUACAGGUCUGAUGUUACAAACCAUGACAACACUGAAACAGAAGCUGAGAGGCAGUGCUCAGGAGAGACAGACGUUUCCUCUUUGAUACCUGACACCCAGGAGAGUGAGGAAGCAUUCACACGGCCUGCUGCGUCCUGGAAGCUCCCAAACAUUUACAGCACAAAGCCAGUUCGGAUCACUGCGGAGAAAACCACAGGGAAUGGACAACAUAUUCCACCGGUGAAGGUUGGAGACUUCAUAAGGACGUUUCCAUUUAACAGGGCUACUCUGAAAGCCUCGCAGCACGAACUGGACAUAAGGACAGUCCUACAGGAGAUUCAGAGCCUAACUGGUCAGUUGGUUUUAGGCAAAGGACACAAGAUGAAGAGCAGGAGAGAAGAGAAGGUGACGGCAGAUAAGGAUGCUGAUACUGACUUUGAUUCGCUGUUGUGGGGACCGAAAGAUCCUCCACUGAUCAGCCAAUGCUUCAAAUCAACUUAACCUGUGGCAUACUCUAGUUGGUGUAAAUAAAUACUCACUCAUACUGCAUGGUGCUUUUCUACUGUUUUCUUUGGGGUUGGAGGCUCUGAUAGGCUUUUUU